Messenger RNA from Echinostoma caproni, 1446 nucleotides. Lineage: Eukaryota; Metazoa; Platyhelminthes; Trematoda; Plagiorchiida; Echinostomatidae. The record is from the annotation of a GenBank genome assembly.
AUGGAUACUGUUGAUAAACUGCGCUUGGGAAACAGCUGCCAGUCUAAGCUUUCACAUACGCUCGGUACCAAGCUGGAAACAGAAUCGGUUUGGCCGAGCGUAUCCGUGGAUGAAGAUCAUUCAUGUGGCGGUAGAAAUUGUCCCGGUUGUGGAUGUACUCAACAAUCUCGAGGGGGAUCAAUUAUCUCCAACUCCGGUUGUUCCUGUUGUGGACGUUAUCAGGGCAAUUUUCUGGUCCGGCUGCACAUGUUUGUCAAAUUAUUGUACCUUGUGAAUACUAUUGGACAGAUCUAUUUACUGGAAUACUACACUGGAGUGGAAUAUAACUUUUACGGUGUGCGAGUGCUGUACGACUUGGCGCGUGGCAGGCAAUGGGAGGAAUCGGGACACUUUCCGAGAGUCACGUUUUGUGAUUUUGAGGCGAGAAAAUUGGCUCAAAGUCAUUACUACACACUUCAGUGUGUCCUACCAAUCAACAUGUUUCUUGAAAAGAUCUAUAUCUUUCUUUGGCUCUGGUUUUUCUUCGUUGGUCUUGUCACUCUGACCAGUAUUGUGAUUUGGUUUUGUCGCAUCGGGACCCGAUAUCGACGUUUUGCAUGGAUUCGUCACCAGCUCAUCACAAUACGUCAACUGAACAAAAGUCCAAACAGUUGUAUGCAAUUUGUGGAAAACCAUCUGGGCCCAGAUGGUGUAUUUGUGCUCCGAUUGAUUGCUCAAAAUUACGGUGAUCUCGUGGCUGGUGAUACAGUAGGAGAGCUUUGGGCUGCAUAUUGGCAACGUCGCGUUGGAGAACGCAGGCCGGCGGAUAACACGAUCACACCUCAACCGAAAACGUCAGAGCAACUGGGAACGAUUCCGUCUGGACGAGUGGCUGCUCGAACUAGGCGCGUUCAAGACCGACGCCAGGUUACCGAGCCAGCCGAAUUUGUCGCGACUGGAGAUCCACUGCAAAGAACACCGUCGCAAAAGGAACGCCGGCGUAAACAAAUGAUGCAAACCGGCUAUUCCGCCACCAUGAUGGCUACCGAGAUGAUUCAUCCAUCUGAUCGAUUUGCUGUUCCGCUUCUGACUUCAACGCGUCGACCACCAUCAAUUCCAUCACGGGGUUCAUCCCGUUACAGUCAAGACAGUCGUGACCGGGAUCGUAGCGAAUCACCACCCCCCAUUCCAACAAGAUCCCCUGAAGGAGGGGACUACAGUUUCAGUGAUCGUGUAUCUAUACAUGAUGACGCAUUGCAUAGUGAUAACCAAUCCACCGACGGUGCGAUCACACCUCCUCGAAUGGAUGAACAUGAAGAGGCAAACGUUCCGGUUGAUCGCGAUGUCCACGAAUUCGAUGAACACGAUCGCGAAGUAGCCGAGGCGUUUGAUCAGCAAGCGGAUUUACAGGGAGAUUACAGGGAACAGUAUGUCGACGACAUUCAACAGGAUGAUAAUAUAGUGUGA